Molecule: messenger RNA, 1646 nt
Organism: Cynara cardunculus var. scolymus (artichoke)
Lineage: Eukaryota; Viridiplantae; Streptophyta; Magnoliopsida; Asterales; Asteraceae
Exons: 10
Coding region: 181-1290 (369 amino acids)
Molecular function (GO): RNA-DNA hybrid ribonuclease activity; nucleic acid binding
Source: RefSeq, a predicted model, not a curated record
AAGGGUUCCGGUUUAACCCGCCAAACCCCCCAACCGAAGCGAAACCCUCCCUUCCCCUCUUCGUUCGUGGCCAGAGCCCAGAGAGGGCCAUCCUCCUCCACACUCAGCCGUCGGAGCAUUGGCGAACAAAGACGAAGAACCUGAAAGUCUGGAGAGGACUUUGGGAGAAACUACUUUGUAAUGAACUCCUUAUUUAAUGCGUGUUCCACGGCUUUAUUUGCAAGGACGACUAGCGGUCUUGUUGCAAGGUGUUUAUCUCGUGGAUUCAUCAAUGUAUCCUGGAGACAAAGAGUUGAUCAUCAUGUUGCAAUCAUAACUGCAGAGAAUGGGUUUCUUUUGACAAGGUUUCGUGCUAGUUGUUACUCUACUCGUAAGGCCAGCAGUGUUGGUAAAUCUAAGACAAGGAAGUCAGAUUCUAAAUUGGAGAAAAUGCUGGGGGAGGAGAAAAAUGCUUUCUUUGUUGUCCGCAAAGGGGAUCUUGUUGGUGUGUACAAGAACUUGAGUGAUUGCCAGGCUCAAGUUGGAUCCUCGGUAUGUGAUCCUCCUGUCAGUGUGUAUAAAGGCUACACCAUGCCCAAGGAAGCUGAAGAAUAUAUGAUCUCUUGCGGGCUUAAGAAUGCACUUUAUUCCAUUAGAGCUGCAGAUCUAACAGAAGAGCUAUUUGGUAAUCUCGUGGCAUGUCCUUACCAACAACCACAUUUUUCCUUAGGCGAACCGUCGAGUGAUCACAUGUCUAAAAGAAGAUUUCAGGAAGUUUUAGGUUCGCAAACCGGGGAAGCCUUUGGAUUGACAUCUAUGUCAAGUGAUCCUGCAAGGAAGCAUGCUAAGUUGGAACACCUUGCUACUCAAGCUCUGUCUGCCAAUCGCACUUGUAUUCUCGAGUUUGAUGGCGCGUCUAAAGGAAAUCCUGGACAAGCUGGGGCAGGAGCUGUUCUACGAACUGAUGAUGGAAAUGUGAUUUGUAGAUUGCGUGAAGGUUUAGGCAUAGCAACCAAUAAUGUUGCUGAAUAUCGAGCGAUUAUUCUAGGGUUGAGAUGUGCUCUUAGUAAAGGGUUUACAAGUAUACGCGUUAUAGGUGAUUCCAAACUCGUCUGCAUGCAGGUUCAAGGUCUAUGGAAGGUGAAAAAUCAGAACAUUAGCAAGUGGUAUGAAGAAGCCAAGAAACUAAAAGAUAAAUUCCUCUGUUUCCAGAUCGAUCAUGUUUUGAGGGACUUGAACUCAGAUGCAGAUGCUCAAGCAAACUUAGCAGUGGAUCUUGCAGUUGGUCAGAUUCAGGAAGUUGACACAUAGUUUUGAGACACAAGUUAAAGGCAAAACAAAACCAGGGUGGAUGAGCCAAGAGUACAUUACCCUUCAACCCAACUGUCGAAACAAACUAUCAAGCGUUCAUUUUUUCAAGAUUUUUAACGAUUGUUUUUCUAAGUUAAAACUAUUUUGGAGGUUUUGGGAAGGGGUUAAAAUGAUAGUUAUUCGGUCUCAAACUGGUGGAGUGUUGUGCCCCAUGGAGACAGAAAUGUACUAGUAUUUAAAAUUGGUGAUAUUUUUAGGUUAGUAUCUAUACCAGUAAAAGGGUUUUACUUUUGGUUACCAUUUUUCUUGUCAAAUAAUCUGGUAUCUGUUGAUGCAAGCCAGGAUAAAUUUGUCUC